This is a messenger RNA of Photinus pyralis (common eastern firefly), 2583 nucleotides long. RefSeq lists its product as uncharacterized. The record is from RefSeq and is a predicted model, not a curated record. The coding region runs from base 1357 to 2583 and encodes 408 amino acids. The transcript has 3 exons. NCBI's taxonomy places the organism in Eukaryota, Metazoa, Arthropoda, Insecta, Coleoptera, Lampyridae.
UCUGGAACAAAACUCAAAUUUGAAAACAGAACUUUUAAUAUUCUAAAACGACAUGAAAUUAUACUGCGCAUAACCUCGCAAACACUUUUUUCUCUGCAACCAACAACUUCUUGAAGUAGUUUGUUCAUUUGUUUUACAUGAGUAAAGACUUUUUCUAUCUGUUUCGUUAUGUAUGUAACGACCUAUUCCGUCUUGCAUUCCUUUUGAUUACUAUCUUUCACCGACUACUCGCUUGGUUUUUUCUUCUCUUCGCUGCAAUCGGCUCCUCGUUCUACCAUCAGAAUUACUGGACGGCGGACUAGAAGUAUGGCGAAAAAAGUCACCACAUCUUCAUAAAUAUAAAAUAGGCUUGCCAAGGAAGAAAAUAUGAAAACAGUAAACAGAGUAAAUCCAGGAGCGUUUGAGGAAGCCAUUACGAAUAAAAAUGGGAGCAAGAGAAGAAUAUUGAGUACCUACCAGAGAAGAGGAAAAAGUAGGCGAGCUGACGUUACAAGAGCUAAGCCUGACGAGGACAUAAGAUUUCUAGAUACCUUGGGCGCUAUCGAACAACAGACGGAAAUCUCGAGUCAUAGGACUCAAAUUGGAAGGAUGAAUUAAAGGAAGACCGGAAUCCUACGCAUGGGGUGAUUUUCAAAUCAAUGCUCAAGAAAAGAAAUUGGAUUUCGCAGAGAUAAGGAUGUCAAGGUGGAAUAUGGGAGAGAAGAAGAGGCAUAUGGUUACAAACAAGUAGUUCAGAGAGCAUAUAGGAACUGUGGAGCCGUAGACGAAAGGUCAGGAAAGAAGAUUUGAAUGGUAUGGGUAUAUGUGAAGGAGAGAUGAAGGUCUAAAAGAAAAUCGAUAAAUUGGAUAGAGGAGAAUUUGAGUGAAACACAUUUCAUGCAUGAGAAUACGAGAUGAGGUAGAGGAAAAAAUCGAGAAAUAGCGAUCCCUAUGUGUUAGAGAUAAGCUAAAGAUAAAGAAAAAGGAGCAGAUGAAUUAUGUGGGAGCAGAUGAAUUAUGUGGGAGCAGAUUUAUAGUGCUACAGCACAAGUGUGCCAUUAAAGUCGGGUCACAAAAUAUGUACGUCACGCCGGAGAUGGCACAAAAUAAGCACCAAAUUUAGAUACAUCUGCGACAAGGAAGCGCCCAUUAUUGACUGUUUACAUAAAUGACCUCUGAUAUGCAACAGUCCUUGACAUUUGAUCCUACGAUUGUCGGAGAUCUAUACAUACGAAGCUGAUAUACAAAUGUUGCCCAAAUAACAUGAUUGUAACGGUUCCUAGCAAUCUAAAUUUACCGAUGAACCUCAAAGCAACAUUCAAUAUUACCUCAACGUGUAAUAUUAGUUAAGAUUCCCAACAUAAUUAGUCAAUAACAAUGUCGGCAGUUUCCAGCCAUCAGAUUGAAGAGAAGAUAUUACCAAUUGUUAAGAGCUUUCUAAAUAGCAAUGGAGAGCGGCAUAAGAUAGAUAUUUCUCCCGCUUCCCAACCUGGAGAGAAUUACCUGGGUCUUAUAUAUACCGUCACAAUCACAGACAAAAAAGACGAGAAACUACAUUUGAUCAUAAAAUUGGCGCCUUUCCAAGAACAUUACCGAAACAUCUUCCCCAUCAAGGAGGUUUACAACCGGGAAAUAUUUUUCUACCAAAAUGUCUCAACUGAGCUUGUAAGGAUACAAGAAGAAAUGGGAAUCAGCGACGUUUUUCAACCCUUCCCAAAGCUCUACUUAACAAGGACGCAAGAUAGAGGCGAAGCACUUGUAAUGGACAAUAUGAAGAAGAAGAGUUUCACCACCGUAAGCCAACGGGUCGAAGCAGAUUACCCACACGCCUUGUUAGUGAUGAGAGAUCUAGGAAAACUUCACGCUUUAUCGUACGCGAUCAAGGAUCACAAACCUGACACAUUCAAGUACUUUGAGCAAAACCUGCAAGAAUCGUUUUACAAUAGCAGUUUCUUGGAAUCAGUCAUUGAGAUGAUCGUACCGUUAGGAAACAAGGUGCUAAAGUCAUACGAUGCGGAAAAAGAGAGUCUUCACUUUGAAAGCUUAAAGGGUUCACUGGAAAAGGCGGCCGACACCUUAAGAAGCCUGCUAGAGGUUGGGGAAUACUGCGUGAUUAACCAUGGAGAUGCCCAAACAAGAAACUUUCUGUUCAGAUACGGGGAUCCAACACACCCAUCUGAACCCACAGAAUUAUGCAUGCUCGACUGGCAAUUGGUACGCAUCGGUUCCCCAGCUCUGGAUAUACUUUUUUUUAUUUUUGUUUGUACCAAUCAAGAACUUAGAAGUAAGUAUUACACACGGUUAUUGGAGGAAUAUUACAGUAGCCUAUCCGAUGUAUUGCGCCGACUCGGAAGCGACCCCGCCAAAUUACUACCCUAUGAUGUGUUAAUGGAUCAUUUGAGAGAGUGCGCCCCUUACGGUUUGAUUAUGGCGGUAUUGCUGAUAGCAAUGAACAUGAAAGAAAGUAAAAAUGUUCCCGAUUUGUACAACUGGACCGCUGAUCAGGCGAUUGUUGAGGAGUUUGCUGUCGUUCCCAGCGAUGAAUAUGUGACCAGAGUUCGUGAGGUGAUUUCGGAUUUUUUCAAGUAUGGAUAUAAGUUCUAA